CCCCAACCCCAGUCCACGGUAAAAAGCCCAAACUACAGUACUAGGUUUCCGCCAACCUCCCUCCAUGGCUCGCAAGCGCCGCCGCGCGGAUCAGCGCACGACGGCGCCGUCACCGCCUCCGCCCCUUCGGACUAAACUUACUCACCGGCAACCGGUGGUCGUCUUCGCCCACGGCGCCGGUGCCCCCUCCUCCUCUGAUUGGAUGACCCACUGGAAGGAGAUGGUGAAAGAUGCCCUGGAUGCCAUUGAAGUAGUAACAUUCGACUAUCCAUAUAUGUCCGGUGGUAAACGGAGGCCUCCCCCGAAGGCAGACAAGCUUGUCGACCAUCAUCUCAGUGUGGUGAAGAAUGCUGUGGCAGAGCAUCCUGGUCACCCGCUUGUUCUUAUGGGGAAGUCUAUGGGUUCGAGGGUCAGCUGCAUGGUAGCUAGCUCCGAUGGUAUCUGUGCUUCUGCGGUCAUAUGCUUGGGCUAUCCAUUGAAGGGAGCGAAAGGGGUAAUGAGGGACGAGAUACUACUAAAGCUGAUCGUUCCAACAAUGUUUGUGCAGGGCAACAAAGAUGGCCUAUGCCCCUUGAACAAGCUUGAGUUAGUUCGGAAGAAGAUGACCUGCAAGAAUGAACUGCAUGUUGUUGAUGGUGGUGACCACUCUUUCAAAAUCAGCCAAAAAUACCAAAAAUCUGCUGGAAUAAAUCAGCAUGAUAUUGAAUUAGAAGCUGUUAAAGCAAUUGAACAAUUCGUUCAGAACUCCAUAGCAGAAAGCUUAACCUAGCUGUUCCUUCAAAAAUUUCAUAUAACAUCUAAUGGUAGGUUCCUGAUCCUAAGACUCUGCCAUUUUAGGGGAAAGAUUCUGGCUUUUGAAUGAUCUAACGUGAUCAUGUACUUUGUUCGGUGACUGGUUAUAUGUAAAACAAUGCUAUCGUCCCCCCUGAAAUGUAAUAUGCUAGCUUGUAUUA
Hordeum vulgare subsp. vulgare (domesticated barley) is the source of this 953-nucleotide messenger RNA. RefSeq names its product KAT8 regulatory NSL complex subunit 3. The coding region runs from base 65 to 769 and encodes 234 amino acids. The transcript has 6 exons. The record is from RefSeq and is a predicted model, not a curated record. NCBI's taxonomy places the organism in Eukaryota, Viridiplantae, Streptophyta, Magnoliopsida, Poales, Poaceae.